Messenger RNA from Chelonoidis abingdonii (Abingdon island giant tortoise), 596 nucleotides. The record is from RefSeq and is a predicted model, not a curated record. Lineage: Eukaryota; Metazoa; Chordata; Testudines; Testudinidae.
AGAUGCUUCUGAUUACCACCAACCCAUAUGACUUCCCAUUUGUGAGUCAAGGUGAGAUCACUGUAGCCAGCAUCGAUGAUCAGGAGGAACUCAUAGCCACAGAUAGCGCCAUUGACAUUCUGGGCUUCAGUUCUGAUGAAAAAAUGGCCAUAUACAAGCUGACGGGGGCAGUCAUGCACUAUGGGAACAUGAAGUUCAAGCAGAAGCAGCGUGAGGAGCAGGCGGAGCCGGAUGGCACAGAAGUGGCUGACAAAGCAGCCUACCUGAUGGGUCUGAACUCAGCUGAUCUGCUCAAAGCGCUGUGUUACCCCCGAGUCAAGGUUGGGAAUGAAUAUGUGACCAAAGGUCAAACCGUGCAGCAGGUGCACAAUUCGGUGGGUGCUCUGGCAAAGGCGGUCUUUGAGAAAAUGUUCCUGUGGAUGGUUAUUCGUAUCAACCAGCAGCUGGACACUAAGCAGCCCAGACAGUACUUCAUUGGUGUCCUGGACAUUGCUGGCUUUGAGAUCUUUGAUUUCAACAGCCUGGAGCAGCUGUGCAUCAACUUCACCAAUGAGAAACUGCAACAGAGAGAGAUAAAGAUUGAAUGGAGAAAAUGA